CGGUGGUGAAUGUGGCAUCUCCGAGGCAAGACAUGAUGGCUAUUCAGAUAGCUGAGCUUAUGGAGCAAAUGAGGCUAAUGAACGCUAGGACAAUGCAGCCAGCCCAGACCAUGGCAGUGGAUACAUGCGGGGCGUGUGGAGCCCAAGGGCACCGGUCAGAGGUGUGCCCGUCGACAUUCGAUCAGGACCUUGGAGAGCAAUACGCCGAUGUCAACGCUCUCCAAGGAUAUCAGAACCGACAGCCAAACGACCCCUUCUCCAACACUUACAAUCCCGGGUGGAGAAACCACCCACACUUCUCGUGGUCCAACAAAAACAACACCCUCCAGCCACCUCGCCCAAACUUCAACCAGCAGCAAUCCCGUCCAAACUUCGUGCAACAACAACCUCGUCCCAAUUUCAUCCCUCGUCCCAACUACCAACAACAGCAGCAACCGCAACAACAAGCCCAAGAGUCUGGUUCGAGCUCAUCGAACCAAGAUGACAAGCUGGACAAGAUCCUUCAGUUCAUCACCAACCAGGACUCGUCCAUUAAGCGUCUUGAGACGCAAGUGGGCCAACUUGCCACGAGAGUUGGGAAUAUGGAGGCCGAAUCCGACAAGGGAAAACUUCCGAGUCAGCCUGAGCAAGCCAAGGCAAUAACAGUGUUGAGGAGCAGGAAGAAAGUGGACAACAAAGUGAGAAUGCCCGAUCCUAAUGGCCCCAAAUCAACCGACCAGCCCAAAGAACCCGAGGAGAGUACGAAGAGCAUAGAAACCGACUCGGGAAAACCAGCAGAGAGUCCUCUGCUUCACAAGUCUCCAAAUCCUUACAAGCCACGCAUCCCUUUCCCGAACCCCGGAGGUUUCGUGAUAAAGAUUUCUCUUGGGAAUGGAAAAGAGGCUUCGGGGAUGCUCGACCUCGGAGCGGGAAUCCACCUCAUGCCGUUUUCUAUCUUCCAGCGGCUCGGUUUAGGAGAUUUGAGACCCACUCGCAUGUGUCUUCAGCUCGCAGACCAUUCAAUCAGAUACCCCAAGGGGGUAGUUGAGGAUGUCCUUGUUCGUGUUGGGAGACUCAUUGUCCCGGUAGACUUUGUGGUACUAGAUGUGAGGGACGUUCAAGAGAAUGGGAAGGAUCACACCAUCCUUCUUGGUAGACCAUUCAUGGCCACUACCAACACACUCAUUGACGUAAGGAAUGGGACGUUGAACAUGACAGUCCUAGGUGAAUCCGUGUCCAUUUCCGUCCGAGAAGCCACCUCGGCAUCCUCGGUGAACUUUGUGGAAGAGUGUGCUUUUAUAGAUGUGAGUGACCCAUUUGUGGAAGAGGUAGCC
Messenger RNA from Striga hermonthica, 1313 nucleotides. The record is from the annotation of a GenBank genome assembly. NCBI's taxonomy places the organism in Eukaryota, Viridiplantae, Streptophyta, Magnoliopsida, Lamiales, Orobanchaceae.